AUGAUUGCGUCUGCUGACGGAGGUGUUGGUAAAAGUAAAGUACCGCAAACAGAUGAAGCUGAAGGUGGAAACUUAGAUGAUCAAAAUAUUGACAGAAGUUUGGAUAAUAAUGAAGGAAUAUCAUAUCCCGAGGUCUAUAAUCCAGUAAAUGAACAUGUGGAUGUUAUGGAGAAUGGUAAUGAUGAAUUUUAUGGCAAGAAACUUGGAUUUUGGGGCAGAUUUAGGAAGGCAUACCCCAACAUAGGGCUUACAGUUUUGUCGAUACUAAGUUGGUACUUUUUUUCUUUAAGCAUAUCGUUAUACAACAAGUGGAUGUUUUCAAAAAACAACCUAGAUUUUGCGUAUCCAAUAAUAAUAACAUCUUUUCAUCAGGCCAUUCUUUUCGGUUUGUCUUUACUCACUUUACGCAUUUUCCCAAGGUUUAGACUCAAUUAUGAUUUGAAAUCACCUUCAGGCAAAGCAAACGGGUACGAGCAACUUCAAACGAAUAAUUCCGCACAAGGUGAAGCCGAUGAAACGUAUCAGUUGCAAACAGAAGAAGAAUCAGGGCGGCAGAAAAUCAACAAUGAUGUGGAUUUAGAGGAAGAUGCGAAACCCGGAAAAAAUCGAAAGUUAUGUUAUAUUCCACCAAUUGCUGAAUAUUUAACAAAAAUUCUCCCGUGCUCGUUGGCAUCGGCCGGUGACAUUGGAUUUGGAAAUGUUGCAUUUCGCUUUAUUACGCUUUCCUUGUACACUAUGGUGAAAACAUCGUCACUUGUCUUUGUGCUACUAUGGGGUGUCGCAUUCAAGUUGGAAAAAAUGACAUGUAAGAUUUUGACCAUCGUUAUUAUAAUGGUGUCUGGUGUUUGCAUGAUGGUCUGGGGUCAGCAGGAUGAUUCCAGCAACUCAAAAAAAGUUUUAAGGAUUGUUCUCAAGCGAUUUAUAGAGGUCUUUGAAAGAGAAUCGUCGGAAAACGGCAAGAAAUACGUCAUAUUAGGAGUCGGGUUAGUUCUUCUGGCCUCGUGUAUGUCUGGACUUCGAUGGGCACUUACACAAAUAAUGCUUAAGCGAAGUAGGAGAACGCGAAACCCGGUUCUCACCAUGUUGUAUCUUUCACCAGCAAUGUCACUAGUGCUAUUCAUAAUUGGUUCUGCUGUUGAAGGAUUUGGUAAUUUUGUCAAUUGUCACGUUUGGAAAGAUAAAGGAUUCUUCAUGACUUGCAUACUUAUUCUUAUUCCCGGUCUAUUAGCAUUUUUUAUGACACUCUCCGAGUAUAUUCUCUUGCAAUGUGCUACAUUGCUGACACUUUCCAUUACUGGCAUAUUCAAAGAACUUCUCACAAUAUUUGCAUCAGGUUUGGUUUUCGGCGAUAAAUUGAACACUAUAAAUAUUAUUGGCCUUGUGGUAACAUUUACUGAUAUCGUAUGCUACAAUGUGUACCGUUUUCAACAGAAUACAGAGGCCCAGAAAACUGAAGAUCCAUCUUUAAAGGCCAGAAUGCGUGCAACCUCACAUGAAUUUGUUGAUAUCGAGCUUAGUAGUAUAAUUAUUGAUGAUGAUGAUGAUGAUGAUGAUGAUGAUGAUGAUGAUGACAAUGAAGAUGGGCAUUCACUUAAUAACGGUGAAAACCAUCGAAGGAUCGAGUCUUAG
Molecule: messenger RNA, 1629 nt
Organism: Brettanomyces bruxellensis
Lineage: Eukaryota; Fungi; Ascomycota; Pichiomycetes; Pichiales; Pichiaceae
Exons: 1
Coding region: 1-1629 (542 amino acids)
Biological process (GO): UDP-glucose transmembrane transport
Cellular component (GO): cis-Golgi network; endoplasmic reticulum-Golgi intermediate compartment; Golgi apparatus
Molecular function (GO): antiporter activity
Source: RefSeq, a predicted model, not a curated record